AGUAGAAAACUAGAAACCAUCCAAUCCAAUCGAUUGUUUGGCAAAAAGCCACAAAAGCAAGUAAGAAAGAUAGACUCAGCUCACUAAUCAAUGGCCACGGCGGCGUUAUCUCCGGCCACCGUUUCCCUCCGUCUAAAACCCUUUUCCACCACCGUCCGCUUCCUUUCGAUAUACAACCAUCACCACCACCACCCAACACCCACUAAACUCAGCCACCAAACACUCCUCAAAAACCCACAAAACCACCACUCUCCAAGAUUCUCAAUAAACAACACAACCCACAAACGAUUCUUCUCGAUAUCCGCUACCGUGUCGUCUGGAGAAACCGCUGAGAAGCCGAAAACCGAACAAAGAGUUGGGGAGUUUCGGAAAAGGUUGAGAAUUGUUGAUAUCAAAGGAGGGGAAAAUGAGGGUUUGGAUAGAUUAGGGGACACGUUGACUGUUCGAGGCUGGGUUCGAACUCUUCGUGUGCAAAGCAGUGUUACUUUCAUUGAGGUGAAUGAUGGUUCAUGUCUCUCGAACAUGCAGUGUGUGAUUGACUCAGAUGCUGAAGGUUAUGAUCAGGUGGAGAGUGGUCUGAUAGCCACCGGUGCAUCAGUUUGUGUACAAGGAGUUGUGGUUCCCAGUCAAGGAAAGAAGCAAAAAGUAGAGUUGAAGAUUCACAAACUUGUUACGGUUGGUAAAAGCGAUCCAUCAUUUCCUAUCCAGAAGAAAAAAGUCACCCGAGAAUUUUUAAGAAGCAAGGCGCAUCUUCGUCCUAGAACAAACACUUUUGGUGCGGUUGCAAGGGUAAGGAAUGCUUUGGCCUAUGCUACACAUAAAUUUUUUCAAGACAAUGGGUUUGUUUGGGUCUCAAGUCCAAUCAUUACCGCUUCAGAUUGUGAAGGAGCCGGCGAGCAAUUUUGUGUAACAACAUUGAUACCAACCUCUAAAGAAGUCAUUGAUUCUCCGGCUGAUGCCAUUCCAAGAACAGAAAAAGGUUUAAUUGAUUGGUCACAAGAUUUUUUUGAAAAACCGGCAUUCUUGACGGUCUCUGGUCAACUUAAUGCUGAAACAUACGCGACCGCUCUUUCUGAUGUGUAUACGUUUGGUCCUACAUUUCGGGCAGAAAAUUCCAACACGUCUAGACAUUUGGCUGAAUUCUGGAUGAUUGAGCCUGAGCUUGCAUUUGCGGACCUGAACGAUGACAUGGCCUGUGCCACUGCCUAUCUCCAGUAUGUCGUGAAACAUGUUCUUGAAAAUUGCAAGGAAGAUAUGGAUUUUUUCAAUAACUGGAUUGAGAAAGGAAUCAUCGACCGUUUGAAUGAUGUGGUCGAGAAAAGCUUUGUGCAAUUGACUUAUACUGAUGCUGUCGAACUGCUUUUAAAGUCAAAGAAGAAAUUUGAGUUUCCGGUAACAUGGGGUGCUGAUUUGCAAAGUGAGCACGAGCGGUACAUAACUGAGAAGGCUUUUAAUGGUUGCCCUGUUAUUAUAACAGAUUACCCAAAGGAUAUCAAGGCAUUCUACAUGCGGCAAAAUGAUGAUGGAAAAACUGUUGCAGCCAUGGAUUUGCUGGUUCCUCGGGUUGGUGAGCUUAUUGGUGGAAGUCAAAGGGAAGAACGUCUUGAUUACCUAGAAAAUCGCCUUAGUGAAAUGAAUCUCAACAAGGAGAGCUUUUGGUGGUACCUGGAUCUUCGGCGUUAUGGCACAGUUCCACAUGCAGGUUUUGGGUUGGGUUUUGAGAGGCUUGUACAAUUUGCCACUGGAAUAGAUAACAUUCGAGACACAAUACCAUUUCCCCGAGCACCUGGCUCUGCUGAAUUUUGACAUUGAAUAUGCCUCGACUGGUUCUUUUUUUUUUGAGAAAUAUAUUUAUUGUGCUACUACACUCCUUUUUUUUUUCUCCCUAUUCAAAUGCAACUUUCCCCAUCUGUAAAUUUAGUCAUAGAAAAGGGAAGAUUCUUGUAUUUUCUUAAGCAUAAUAUACUUUCUACAA
Molecule: messenger RNA, 1975 nt
Organism: Erigeron canadensis
Lineage: Eukaryota; Viridiplantae; Streptophyta; Magnoliopsida; Asterales; Asteraceae
Product: asparagine--tRNA ligase, chloroplastic/mitochondrial
Exons: 15
Coding region: 91-1806 (571 amino acids)
Biological process (GO): asparaginyl-tRNA aminoacylation
Cellular component (GO): mitochondrion
Molecular function (GO): asparagine-tRNA ligase activity; nucleic acid binding; ATP binding
Source: RefSeq, a predicted model, not a curated record